Dermochelys coriacea (leatherback sea turtle) is the source of this 4661-nucleotide messenger RNA. RefSeq names its product modulator of smoothened (gene MOSMO). NCBI's taxonomy places the organism in Eukaryota, Metazoa, Chordata, Testudines, Dermochelyidae. Bases 268 to 771 code for a protein of 167 amino acids. The record is from RefSeq and is a predicted model, not a curated record. Gene Ontology annotation, cellular component: Golgi apparatus; ciliary membrane. The transcript has 3 exons. Gene Ontology annotation, biological process: negative regulation of smoothened signaling pathway.
AGCCCCGCCCCGUCUGGGGGAAAUGUGAAGGAGCGUGCGUUUCACUUCCGGAGCAUGCUGUUCCCCCCCCCUUCCCGCGGGUUCACUUCCUGUGCUGUUGGGAAAGGGGGGGGUCCCUGUUCUUGGUGCUGCUGCUGCUGCCGCCGGAGAGAGGGUGGGAGUUGAGGUCUCAUGGAGCCGCAGCUGUGAGGAGCCCCCGGCCCGAGCCCGGGCCCGCUGUGGGAGCCGGGCGGAGGCCGGACACGGGAGCCGCCGGAGCCGGAGGAGAUGGACAAAUUGACCAUCAUCUCAGGAUGCCUCUUUCUGGCCGCCGACAUCUUCGCCAUCGCGAGCCUGGCGAACCCGGACUGGAUCAACACCGGGGAGUCCGCGGGUGCACUCACAGUUGGCCUUGUGCGACAGUGUCAAACCAUCCAUGGACGUGACAGGACCUGUAUUCCUCCACGGCUGCCUCCUGAGUGGGUCACCACAUUAUUUUUCAUCAUUAUGGGAAUCAUUUCACUGACUGUCACGUGUGGUUUGCUAGUGGCUUCCCACUGGCGAAGAGAAGCUACUAAAUAUGCCCGCUGGAUAGCAUUCACUGGAAUGAUCCUAUUCUGCAUGGCAGCCCUAAUAUUUCCAAUAGGAUUUUACAUCAAUGAAGUUGGAGGUCAACCAUAUAAAUUGCCCAACAACACAGUGGUUGGGUCCUCAUAUGUACUAUUUGUCUUAUCAAUUUUCUUUACAAUAGUGGGACUUCUAUUUGCUGGCAAAGUUUGUUUACCUGGCUGAUGAAUAUCUGAACUGCAGGAGUUUGUUUCAGAGGAGAGCAAGAUAUCGGAGUUGCAUUCUCAGGAGAAAGCUUAGAUCAGACUAUCAAAUGCUUACUGAACAAUGCUUUGACUUGUUCUUACUAUGCACUUUGGAUUUAAAAAAAAAAAGAGAAAGAGAGAGAGAGAGCGCCUUUCCCAUAACCAAAUACAGACAUCGUUGACUAAUCUCCUGAGCAUAUUAAUGCAGUCAGGUCUGCACUGUGAUAGGGACUAGUGAAGAAGAAUGCUUUACACUAAGAAGCAUAUUGCCCUAUGUUACUGUAUCUGUUUUUAUUGUCUAACAAUUUGAAAAUCAAAGUAUUUAUGAACCUUGUGGUAGACCAGAGGGUUGCAAAGAAGUUCAAGUGAGGCUGGCCUCACAAUUUAGGAGAUUAGCAUUUUACAUCUUCUUUCUGAUGGGCAAAGCCUUUGGCACCAAAAUGAAUCCAUCUUGCAUUACUGCACCAAGAAGCCAGUAGAUCAAAUAUGUUCUUUACAAUGUAUGUAACAAAAAAAUGACAUACAUCCCCCUUCAGCUGUAGAAAAACAUUAAGAAACAUUUUUUGGGGGGGAGGUGGAGGUUCUUUAUAUUUAUAUACAUAUACAUAUAUAUUUUGCUGAUGCAGUAUACUCUGUGUGUGUGUGCGCGUGUGUAUGUGUGUAUAUAUAUAUAUAUAUAUAUAUAUAUAUAAAUAAAUGUGUGUGUGUGUGUGUGUGUGUGUGUGUGUGUGUGUGUAUAUAUAUAUAUACAGACAAACAGUUCCUGGAAGAUAACUCAGAAUGCUUUGCUAGCAGAACACUGUGGUGUGCAAAACUAGAACUCAAUAGAAAAAAGCCAUUUCUCUGAAGGCCACAUACCUGAGAGUCUUCAGUUUACCUCAUUCUUUGUAGCAGCCCUUGAUUUUAACAGGUUUUUGUAAUAGGUACAAACAAUCCCAUGCCUUUCUAGGUGCAAUUUUAAGUUAAGCUAAAAUUCUUUGUAUGGUAAUUUAUUUGUAUAUGAGGGUAGAAGGUGAGAUCACGUCAUACCUUAAAGUUAAAAUCCUAAUUUUGGGAAAUGGACACUAUUUAAAUUAUUAGCAACUGUUGUUGUACAGGGAGUCUCUUUUCUACUGCUUUGUUUGUUACAUUAACAAUGCAUUUAUUUAUACAUGUUCAAGCACAGCAAUUUACCAUAGGUAAAUUUUUCUAAUGCAUAUAACAUUCAGUGUUUAGGUCAACCUGUAAAAACACUGUUCUGUAGUAAAGUUGGAUGAAUUUAUUUUCACUUGUGAGUAUUAAGUUAAUUCAUCUUCUUUACCAAAAAAUGAGCAAUAUAACUGUUUUUAAUGUCCAUAUGCCUUGUUUACUAAAGUUGAAGAUAAAAAUGUGGGCAUAAGGACCACCUGAAUUCAGAGUGCAAGUUUUCCCUUGAAAUCAAUGUUCUUUAAAUACAAGAACUGUAUAAACCUUGGAUCCAUGGAUAGUGCUGCAUACUUCAAUAUUCACUUAAAAUCUGACCUUUAUUAGCACAAAACUUUGAUUGAUGUGUCAGGAAGCCUGCUUGCAGGAUCAAGCCCUUAUUCCCCAGUUGAUAUUUAAUCUUUUUGUGGGGAAGUACUGACAAAAGGAUCUCUUGACAACAAAGUGUCUGUCCAAAUGUACUUAUGAAAAGUGCUGCAUUACUUAAACUUAUGCUUUUAUAAGGCAUAAGUGAAACUGAAUGCAUUUUUCUGUAAGAAUGAGAAUAUUGCUUCUGAAAUGUAUUUAUAGUUUAUUUUGGGAAAAAAACCCAGCUAUCAUGGCAGAAACAAGUGUUAGAAAUGAGAUACCUUAUACAAUUAUAUGAACUGUGUGCCAUUAGAAGUAUUUUAGUGAGGAAAAAUUACCUGAUUGAUGUUUUGGAUCACUUUUUCUCUCGGUUGUAGAAAAUCUCUCUUAUCAGUUCACUCACAAGCUGAAGGAAGCUUUCACAUCAAAGUCUUUCUAAAUUUUUCUGAAGUAUAAGAAUAUACAGCCAGAUUCUCAUCUGGAACUGCUAAUUCAGAUUUGAUUGGUUUCUAAUUUAGAUUCUGAUCUUGCAGUCAUAGCUGCACAGGCAAUCCAAAGCUUCACUGAUAUCAAUGGAGCUCUGUAUAUGGACGCAAUCUGGGUGGAUCCAAUUGCAGGACGGGGGUCUAAAUGUUUUCAGCAGUAUUAUAAGACUGGUGGUAUAGCCUGAUAUAAUGUGUUAACAACAAAUCAUAGCUCACUAAUUAUUUUGAUAAGCCAAUAGCUUUUUUUCCCCUCAGAAAUGUCAGUCUUAUUGUAAAUAGUUCCAUAAAAUAUUUUAACUGGAUCACAGACAUGGGGGUGGGGGAAGAGUUUCUCAGCUGCUAAGAAUUGCCCCCCAUGUUUAAUUAUUUCAGUUAGUGACAUCCUAUAUAAUAAUAUUAUUCAUUUAAGCUUAUAUUUAAAAUGUAUUACCAUUUCAUUAAAAAAACAAAAAACGUAUCAUGAAGCAUAUCCAGUCCAUGAAUGGCUGGCUGGAACCUUAGGGGGUAGCCAAUCCUAUGAAUCAUUGAAAGACAGCAUAGCUUCAGCUAGCAGGCUGUUUUAGUUAAUAUUUGGGCAUUUCAGUCUACAACUAGAUGGAUCCAUUUGCAUUAAAAAUGUCCCUGUAAGUGAAAAGAGACAGCUGUCAAUAGUUGCUUUUUAAUAAGGUCACUAAGUACUAUAUAGUACAGUAUUAAUUUAUAGCAGAAAAUCAUAUCUUGUAAACUGUAUAUAAAACACUGUUCUAUGGUGCAAUCACUUGUCAAAUUUAUGUCUGUUAUUUUGUUUUAAAGUUGUAUGCAUUCUUUUCAUACCUAAGAGCAUCACUGUAAAAUCUGCUGAAUACUAUUUAUAGGUUUUAUUUGCACAAGGAUUUGUUUUUAAACUAUAGGAAGUUCCUGUUGAACAUGCCUAAACAUCUGUAGACUUUCAACUCAUUAAAGCAAAUGUUUCAGUAUGAAUCUUCUCCAAAGGUGGUAACCCAUGUUACAUGUUGUUGUUUACAUAAACUUUUCAGACUCUGCCAGCCAUUUUAUGUAUUUUGAAGGACAGCUUAUUCUGUUAUAAGUCACAGCACACUCUUGUUUAGUCUUCAUUUCAUUAUCUCCUGAAAGGUUUAAUGUCACAGCAUAAUGCAAUUUAUGUAUGCAUUUUGUAGUUUUAUUUGGUUAACCUCAAGUCCUACUCAGAAACUUAAAAUACUUUAAAAAGGAAAAUUGUAAAAGUGUCUGUUUAACGCUUCUUGAAGACAGAAGGAAUAACUCAUUAGGAGCUUUUUUAGUUUCUCUGUGGAGCAGUGUGUUUCUCUGAAAGCAUUUACAAAUCCAUUCACCCUUUGACUUUCAGUGCUGAGCGUCUAGGCAUUUAACAACUGGUCCAAAGUGCUGGUAUUUGGUAACAACACUAAAUCCUGCUCCUGCCUUUACUCAAGCAGAACUCUUUGGGUUAGUUUCAACGGGCGUUUCUCUUGAGUGGCACAGGCUCAGCGGCAGGAUUAACCCCCCCCCCCCCCCCCAUGGACCGGUACUGCCGUUUCAGAGCCUCUGUGUAAGCAUCGCAGCCCAUCCCUGGACAGGCCCGUUCACCAGGAACCCUGGCUCCACUCUAGGCUGUCCGCUGCAAACGGUGCGAAGGAUGGAAAAGAUGAAGGCACGAAGUGUCCGCCACUCGCUCGUCCGGCCUCGGCCUCAGCGGUCACCUUGCUCCUGGGCGGCGGCGGUCUCCUCCCCCAGCCUAGGACACGCUUCAGGGGCCGACGGCCAGGCACCUGCUACCACAGACUGUGCAAACGAACAGACUUUUCUUCAUUGUAUUUUUGUUAUCGAGCAAGUUUAUCAAAAUAAAUUGUCUACGACA